Molecule: messenger RNA, 2710 nt
Organism: Psylliodes chrysocephalus
Lineage: Eukaryota; Metazoa; Arthropoda; Insecta; Coleoptera; Chrysomelidae
Source: the annotation of a GenBank genome assembly
CUUAUAUCUGAUGAAUAUACAUUUUUGUUUGUACAUACUGAUAUAAUUAUUGUUGUAUUUGACCUUUCAAUCUUGUUUUGUUAGCAAUAAGAAAACCUCUCAUUUAUUUAAAAAAAUGAGCACCAAAUUAGGUAGUUUGUUUACGCAAUUAGGUAGAAAAUAUUCACAAAAUGCCAGUAAAGUACUUGUGCAUAAGCAAUUAAGUGGGAAACGAAAUGGAAUAUCUCUUAUAGGAUUUAACAGACCACAACAGAAAAACGCUUUGAGUGCGGAAUUGGUAGACAGUUUUAUUAACGUCCUAGACCAAAUAGCUUACGAAAGUUCUGCAAGAGUUUUAAUCAUACACAGUCUCGUUCCAAAGAUAUUUUGUGCAGGGGCAGAUUUGAAGGAACGACUCGAAAUGAGUCAAGAAGAUGUGCACAAUUUUGUAAAAAAGUUAAGAGGUCUUUCACAUAAAAUUUUCAAUCUUCCUAUACCUGUUAUAGCAGCACUGGACGGAGUAGCUUUAGGUGGUGGUUUAGAAUUAGCGUUAUCUUGUGAUAUUCGUGUAGCAGCAGAAAACGUCAAACUAGGACUAGUUGAAACAAAGUUAGCAAUCAUCCCUGGAGCAGGUGGCACACAGCUACUUCCCAGAUUGAUAAAUCCUUCGAUAGCUAAGGAACUAAUUUUCACAGCCGCCAUUUUAAACGGAAAAGAAGCCGAGAAACUCGGAUUGGUCAACUAUGUCAUGGAACAAAACGAAAAUUGUGACGCUGCCUAUUCUAAAUCCUUAAAUAUCGCCGAAAAAAUAUUACCUAAUGGUCCUGUAGCUGUGAGAAUGGCUAAGCAAGCCAUAAAUAAAGGAUUAGAAGUUGAUCUUGGUACUGGGUUGACUUUCGAAGAAGUUUGUUACUCGAAAGUGAUACCUACGAAAGAUAGGAUAGAAGGAUUACGAGCUUUUAACGAAAAAAGAACUCCAGUUUAUAACGGUUCUUAAAUCUACAUUUUUUUAUAGCUGUCAACUAUCAAUUAAAAUAAAAAUCGUGUUUAUUAAAAACAAAUUUUAUUAGAUAUUUCAAUAUUAGAACCAUAUAUUUUAAUAAGAAUGUAUUUAUAUAUAAUUUACGUUUUCUUAAAACAAACUUUUCGCUAUUUACAUAUAAUACAAGAAAAAACAAAAAUCAAGAAGUAGAUUUAGGAGAAUAAUAAAAUUAUAUCCAACUAAUAUAGUUGAAAUAACACUAGUAAAAAAAUAUAAAAAAAAUAUUAAGAUUCAGCGAAUUUAUACAAAGUUAAAAAUUAAAAAAUUGUACAGCAAUUCCGAAUCGACACGGUAUUAUUUCCAUUUGUACACAAGACAAAAUGAUAUAAUGAACAUAAAAUUGAGAAUUUUUAUUAUCACUUGGAUAUUUGUCAUUUUUUUGAGAUUAACAAUAAAAUAUUCUAAAUACUAUAAAAAUUCCAAUCAGAAAUAAUUUAUUAUUAUUUGAUGAUUAUUUAAAAUAUUCGAGAAUGUUUUUAUCAUUUUUUAACUAAAUAAGGUUCAAUUUCACUGAAAUACUGUAAAAAAAUUAUUCCAAUUCGCCAGCUCGUUUUCCAAAUUUGCCAAGAAAUGAUAUAACAUUAUGUUGUAAAGUGUUUCUUAAAUAUACAGACAAACUUUUAGGGAUUAAUAUUAACUGAACAGUUAUAUUUUUAAAUAUUUUAUUAUAAUUAUAAAAAUUGCAAAUAUCUACUGGGCGUCAUUUUUGUAUAAAAUACCCUGUAUUUAGGAAAUUAGCGUUUUCGGACAUAUUUAUUUUGUCGGUAUAUUUAUGGGACACUCUGUAUUCUUAUUGCCGAAAUUGAAAUUUGACAAAAUCACCUAAUUGGAAAUAUGCAUAGUAUAAUGAAUGCAGUAGAAUUUAUGUCCAAAAAAAAGACAAUAAAAGCAAGUUUUGAAGACACUUUAGUUACUCAAUUUAGUUCUAAAAGUCAACAAAUAUCAUCGAAACGACAAAGAUAUUCAAAGUUUAAAUAAAUGGCCAAUUAACAAAAACAUUAAAAUUCAACAAGCAUCAAAAAUUUACUACAAAAAAGUUGAAAAUUAAGUGACUAAACACCAAAAAAUCGCCGAGUAAUGAAAUGUCAAAAGUAACAAAAUGUCUUAAUACUUGCUAAAAAGUCAAUCUCAAAUAAUAUUUAAAUCAAUUAAUAAUUGAAAAAUGGACGGUUUAAGUUCUACAUAUAAACUUCAGCCCUCAGCGGAUCUUUUUUUAUACCAGAAAUAGAAAUAAUCUGAAGGCACUACAUCACAGCGUUGGAAGAUUAUGUUAUUUUGGAAAAAAAGAAAAUUUGGUUAAUUAUUAUUUGUAGCUAAUAUGCUAAAAUGAAAAUUAAGCCUUUUGGACAGAAACAUGUGCGUUGGUAUAACUUGAAUAAAUUACAAAAAUACAAACGUCUUUUGGAGAGAAAAAACACCGUACCAUUAUGUUAAGAACACAAGAUGCGUUUAUACAGGAUGGACGCUAUUUUGAUAACACGAUAGUUGUUUCACUCUACAAGAACAUUAACAUUUAAAACUAAAAAACGUCUUUACUCCUAAUAUAUUAUAAAAAGGUCUCGUUAAACAUUGAAAAGACCAUUUUCACUUUAAAUACGUCACGUCCUACGUUAUUGUCACAAUGUACACUCGAAAACGUCUAGUCAAAAAUUAAAAAAAAGUAAAAAAUAACUUACACUUGAACAUUUA